Messenger RNA from Astyanax mexicanus (Mexican tetra), 5629 nucleotides. It is a transcript of the gene rprd1b, whose product is annotated as regulation of nuclear pre-mRNA domain containing 1B. Gene Ontology annotation, cellular component: RNA polymerase II, holoenzyme. The record is from RefSeq and is a predicted model, not a curated record. NCBI's taxonomy places the organism in Eukaryota, Metazoa, Chordata, Actinopteri, Characiformes, Acestrorhamphidae. Gene Ontology annotation, biological process: mRNA 3'-end processing. The transcript has 8 exons. The coding region runs from base 242 to 1246 and encodes 334 amino acids. Gene Ontology annotation, molecular function: RNA polymerase II C-terminal domain binding.
UGUGCACUGGACCCCGUGGACGCUGUGAACGCUGCGCGCCGGAGGCCGCCUGCUUGUUUGUUUACCAGCGAAACCGUCCGUUCAGCGAAACUUCUGGACAGAAACAUGCGGAUUCCUGCGGAAUAGCGAGCCGGCAGUCCUCAGGUUACGAGAUGUGCUAACAUUGCAACAAAGAACCCAAGACGUCCCAGAAGCCACUUGAGCCGUUUAUGAGGACCUGAAGGUUGGGAAAGACGCCACCAUGUCGUCCUUCUCUGAGUCUGCUCUGGAGAAGAAGCUGUCUGAGCUGAGCAACUCUCAGCAGAGUGUCCAGACUCUUUCCCUGUGGAUUAUUCACCACCGCAAACACGCAUCCCCCAUUGUGAGGGUUUGGCACAGAGAGCUAAAGAAAGCCAAAAGCAGCCGGAAGCUGACCUUUCUGUACCUCGCCAAUGAUGUGAUUCAGAACAGUAAAAAGAAGGGACCUGAGUUCACACGGGACUUUGAGGGAGUUCUCGUAGAUGCGUGCUCACAUGUAGCAAGAGAGACAGAUGACGGCUGUAAGAAGCACAUGGAGAGGCUGCUGAAUAUCUGGCAGGAGCGUAAUCUAUACCGCGCAGAUUUCAUCCAGCAGCUCAAACUGGCCAUUGAAGACUCCAACAGCCCGAGACAAAAGACUCCAGUAGAUGACAGGAAAGGCACAAAAAGAAGUUUCCAGAAAGUCCAGGAAGAAGAGGAGGAAGAAGAUGAUGAUGAUGACGAUUAUAGGGCUCACUAUUCACCGCGUGAGACAGACACAAAUGGUCCGCAGCUGACUGAGGAGCUGGUGAAGGCCCUACAGGAUCUGGAGAACGCCGCAUCAGGAGACGCAGCCGUCCGCCAGAAAAUAGCCUCACUCCCACAGGAAGUGCAGGACGUUUCCUUGCUGGAGAAGAUCACAGAUAAAGAUGCAGCAGAUAAGCUGUCGAAGACGGUGGACGAGGCAUGUCUGCUUCUGGCAGAGUAUAACGGGCGUCUGGCUGCAGAGCUGGAGGACCGCAGGCAGCUAGCGCGCAUGCUAACAGAGUACAUCCACAGCCAGAAAGAGGCACUCGGAGAGAGAGAGAAAAAACUCGAGGAAUACAAGCAGAAGCUGGCGCGAGUCACACAGGUGCGCAAGGAGCUAAAAUCUCACAUCCAGAGCCUGCCUGACCUUUCUCUACUGCCCAGCGUGACUGGAGGACUGGCCCCACUCCCAUCUGCAGGAGACCUGUUCUCCACUGACUGAGCUACACAAGCUCCUGUACUCACAUACAUACACACACAUACUCCCAAAACUCACCACAGGAUCGUUCCUCUUCCUCCAGCCAUCCAGCCCUCCCUCCGUCUUCCUCAGACUCCAGCGCAGCCAGCCGAAAGGUCUGCAGAAAUAUCGGCCACCAGAGGCCAGCGUGGAGUGCAAAGGCAACCGAACUGGGAUUCCACUGUCCUCAGCCAGGCAGUGCAGAUCCCUCUCAUCAGUCCUCAUCCAGCGUCUUUUCGUUUGGUUUUUAGAAGUCUGUUGGCCACUGACAUUGAUUAGUGAGCGUGGUCUUUUGCUGGUCCUGCUUUCUUAAUUUUUUUUUUGACCCUGCUGUGAAAAAUAACAGCCUUCCAUGCUGUUUUGUUUUCCGCUAGAGUUUGAGUUUUAUUGUUUUAGUGUCGUUUCACUGCUUCGUUUUGCUUCGUUUGCUGAUAAACACAUCCGUGGGAUGUUGGGUAUGUCCUGCAUAUUAUGAAGAGGUGGCUUAAGAGAUUAUGUCGCUCAUUUACUGAAAAAAAUUGUGUACAUGAAAUUCUGAAAGGUUGAAAUGUUGGGUGUACUUUUUGAGUUUCCGCUAACAGAAAAUCAUACACUUUUAAAAUAAAUAGACAAAAAGUGCUUCCAGUGGUUCUUUUAGCAGAGCCAUAGAAACACCGGAAAGUCCAGAUUUAAACCGGUUUAAACCAAGUUUGAUGUGUUUCUUACAUUUUAUGGUGUUAAUUUAAGGACGUUUUAUACUUUAGUGUUGAACCUACGCUGAAGCCUAUGCGUACUCAACGCUCACCUCCCUAGAAACGAAAGUACGUGGACAGCAGCAGCCGUGAUUGGUCCACUGAGCCUUGUGUUCCCACCCACACCUUCCUGCCCUCAUGGUUUAAAUUGAAGAGCGAUGUAGAGUCACAGACGCACAGCGCAGAAGUAUAAAUUUACCCUAUUAUAGGGUUUAAGUAUAAACCAGCCUUUAGUGUGCAGUUUAGAACUUUACUACAUCCUGUCUUCGUCACCUACGUGCUUCACACUGAUUGGUUUGAAGAAUGUUGUCAUUUUAGCAAGUUGCCAUACUAAGUGUUGUGCUAAAUUCUGCCUCCCAGUCAGAAUCCGACUCCCUUUUAAGUGCUGGCACAUCCCAAAGCAGAAUGUGCAUGACAGAUUCCUCUGAUUCCUUUUAUUUCUGUUUAUAAAUAAGGGUUGAUCUACAGUUACAGUAGAUACAGAAAUCACCAGUGUAAUCUGUUGUAUUUAUACUGCCUGCGCACCAAGGGGAGUCUGUUUUCAGCACAGCACUGCUACUUUUCCAAAUUUCUAUCCUUUGAGUUGACCCGUGGUCUUGAUCUUGUGUUAUCUUUCACACUAUCCUUUUUUAUUUGGACCAAACUAAAAAAAAGUCAAAUGAACCAUUAGUUCAAGAAAGAAUCAUUUAAAAACAUACAGACUUUUAAAGUUUCUACAGAAACCAUCCCUGGUGUGAAGAUUCUGCACACUCAUGUAGCUCAUGGAUCACUAUUGCAGACAUGGUUCUUCUAUGGUACGGCUUAAAGAACCAAUUGUAGCACUAUUUUUUUUUUUAUAAGAAGUGUUGGUCAAUGAGUAGCGAUUGAUGAAUUGGUGGUCCCAACUCAGACCGCUGUCAAUUGUUUUGGGCUGGGCUAGCUAGGGCUGGGCGAUGCAUUGGGAGCUUAUUUUUAUAAUAUCAAAUCUUAUUAAUAUAAAGAUGACAAUUUUUGAACUAUUUUUUGUGUUCAAAAGAAAGCUAAAAGUGUGCAACCUAGACAGAUUUUUUUUCCCUUUUUUCCAAAUCUGCGUUAGUUUUGUUAUGCUAUCAAUUUUAUAAAGCUAAAAAUAUAAAUUGUCAAGAUCUUGAUACUGAUUUUCGCUCAUAUCGCCCAGUCCUAGGUUUCCCAGCUCCAAUUAUGUAAGAGUGAGUAAAUGAUUGACCUGUUUAAGCACCAAUCAGAAAGAAGCUUUCAUUUCAUAAUGAGUGGCCUACCGCCCUAUGUUUGUGUGGAUCCAGAUUUGGGAAAUUUCAGGAUUUCCUUAAUCCAAUGUUCAGGGUCAUGUUCAUUAUUAAGUGGACUCCCUCUUUUUAACAGCUUGAUGGAAAAGCUAUAAAAUGACGUCUCUUAAGGUGUGAACUUCUAACAGACAUUUUCACAUACAUUUCACUUGCAAAACUGUUAAAAAUAAAAAAGACAAGCCUAAAGCCCUAUCUGGACGGGAUUAGUUUCUCAGGGGGACGUCUGUGAAACAUAUUUCACACUUCUACUCAGUGAUAAAACUCUUGCAUCCAGACUGCAAUUGAAAAAACAGGAGGGCCAGUGAGUUUUUGGCUUUCUCGGUCACAUGACAUCGCAUUCGGUAGCUCCAUUUCCACUCGCUGUUGUGUUUUACAUGGAUCUUCGUGGAAACUUGCGCCCAAAGUGUAAUUACGGUGUGUAGUAGUGGACAAAUUUUAUUUUAUUAACUGCUAGGUGACAAAACUCCGAGAUGUGCGUCUGGACAGGAUUAAAAUUACCGGAGGACCACAGAGUUGAGUGAAAAACAGCAGUAAUCUAGCCUGUAAUUUUUUUUUCAGAGGACGUCUGAGAAAAACACAUACAUGGUCGUUCCGGACAGGAAGAAAAUCACAGAAGACCACCAUAAAAGAGAAAUUACUCCAGGACCCUCUGAGAAACUAAUCCCAUCCGGAUAGGGCUAAAGACAAGCUUUGUACCCUACAGACUACAUCCACUGUUCAAACACUGUUACAACCGGUUCUUGUUCCACUAAACAUCAGCGGACACUUUUAUUUGUUGAGUGCAACAGACAGGUACUCCGAUCCAGCAUAAAAUUAUGACCACCUUUUGUUUUUACACCCAUUUUAGUACGAGUGGAUCAGACAGAAGUAGUUUUUAGCGUGCUUCAUCAUGUACUAUUGUAUUCUAAACAUUUUAAUAUCAUUAAAAAAAACUUAAAUUCAAAAUGUGAAACUCCUAUAUUAUAUAGAUGUAUUACACACAGACUGAUCUUAAAUGUUUAUUUCACUAGCUUACAGCCAAUGAAAACCCAAAAAUCAUUGAUACUUUUGGCAGUGUGGGCAGUGUGCCAAAUCCUGCUGGAAAAUGAAAUCCACAUCUUCAUAAAAGUUGUCAGCAGAGGGAAGCAGGAAGUGCUGUAAGAUUUUGUGGGAAAACUCUGCACUGACUUUAGACUUGAUAAUAAAACACAGUGGAUCAACACCAGCAGAUGACAUGUCUCUCCAAACCAUCACUGAUUGGUGGAAACUUCAUACUAGACCUCAAGCAGUUUGGACUGUGUGUUUCUCCACUCUUCCUCCAGAUUCUGAUCCCUUGAUUUCUAAAUUAAAUGCUUUAAAAUUAACUGAUGGUCAGUGAUGGUAAGCACUUAAUGCUUAAUGCUUUCCUCUGCUGACAACCUUUAUGGAGAUGCAGAUUUCAUUUUCCAGCAGGACUUGGCACACUGACAAAAGUACCAAUUGGUCUUAUAUAAUAUUCUAAUUUUCUGAGAUUCUCAGAUUUUUGGGUUUUCAUUAACUGUAAGACAAUCAUUAACAAUAAAAAAUAAAUAAACAUUUUAAAUAGAUCACUCUGUUUUUAAUACAGCUAAAUUACUGAAAUAAAGUAACUUUUCAAUGAUAUUCUAUUUUUUUUGAGAUGCACUGCUAUAGUAGUUGUAAAGUCAGAGACAGAAGCUCUGAAUCUGUUGCUGCACAAUUUUGAAUGUUGGUCAUCCUCUAGUCCUUCAUCAGUGCUCACAGGAUGCUGUUGGUGGAAUAUUUGUCAUUUGUUUAAAAACACCAGCAGCACUGAUGUAUCUGAUCCACUCAAACCAGCACAACACACUACUAACUACUAACAAACCACCACAGUGACCCACCAACCAAAUAAUAGCUGCACUGUGGUGGUCCUGUGGGAGUCCUGAAUAUUCUAUACAAAGAAGCAGGUACAUUAAUACAGUAUGUAAUUAUAGAAUUACAUAGUAUGUCAUGUAAUCAGUGUGGCUGAAGAAUAGAUAGAUAAUGCUUGUAGAAACAUUAGGUGAAAAGGAGGUGGUCAUAAUGUUAUGCUUGAUCAGUGUAUACUACAAAGCUGGAUUCUCAGCAUCAUCAUGAAAUCUUAAGGUAGUCAUCCACACUGUCCACACAAGUCAAGGUUUGUUUAAGCUUGUUAAGCUUUGCAGUUCACAGUGAGAAUCUUCAGGGCUGCUUACCAGUAGUAGCAGUAGAAUGUAUCAGUGAGAAACAUACACACGUUGUUUUGUUUUCUUUAAUAGCAUAAAAAAUAUACUUUGUCCCUGCUGAUCCUUUUCUUUACCAGCUUUUUAUUUUUCCCCUCAGAGUGAACAGACAAUAAACAGGAAGAGUGAACUCCA